Messenger RNA from Bursaphelenchus okinawaensis, 2129 nucleotides. Lineage: Eukaryota; Metazoa; Nematoda; Chromadorea; Rhabditida; Aphelenchoididae. The record is from the annotation of a GenBank genome assembly.
AUGGGAGCCUUUCUGGACAAACCCAAAACAGAAAAAACGAACGAUCAUGGAGAAGGACCGGUAAGUGGAGGGGCUCAUCUUAUGCUUCCCGAUUACUUUUUUUGUGUUUAUGAAAGCGCAAUUGUAACUUUUGUUUGGUCUUUCUGGAGGCGAUCGAAACACAGCUUGAUAAUGGAUAAUAUUGUCGAAAGACCAUGUUUCUAGUUGAAUUUUAAACAUAAAUUUGGGUUUUUAUUGAAGAUACGUUAAAAAAAUAUGUGAAACAUAAAAUCAAAUUACAAGAGCACAACAUUUUGAUAAUAAUUAGGUUUAAAAGCUUUUAAAUUGACCGUAAUGUAUACUUUUCAUGUAAUUUAACAAAAGCAAAAUUAUUUAGAAGUAUUUUACAAUAACAAAUAAUUUUCAGGAUUAUCGUUAUGUCGUUGCGUCGAUGCAAGGCUGGCGAACCGACAUGGAGGACGCACAUCAGGUUAAAGUGGCAAUGACCGAAGAAGAUCCACUUAAAGAUUGGUCCUUCUUUGCCGUGUUUGAUGGUCAUGCUGGUUGCAGGAUGGCUAAUCAUUCGGCUGAGAAUCUUUUGUCUUACUUAUUAAACACCGAAGAGUUCAAACAAGUAAGUCUUUGUGUAAUUCUUGUGUUUUAUGUUUAGUUUGACGACUUCAAGGAGAUGAAGGUGGACGUUUUUAGUCUUUUGAUGUUUUUGCCAGUCUUUCGGAUGUCUUAUGUUUAUUUCUUCAUUUUUUGAUAUUUAGUGUUCCCUUGUACCUGUGGCUUGUAUUGUACAUACAUUUAUUAACUCAUCUUGUUUAGCUGAUACCUGAGCUGAAGCAAAAUAACGGGAAGGUAACCGAAAAGGCGAUACAAUUACUUAAAGAUGGCAUCAAAGCGGGUUUCUUGAAGCUGGAUGAGAACAUGAGCAACGAGAAGGGAGAAUAUAAAGAAAAAAGUGGUACUACAGCGACUUGUGCCAUCUUGACGCCCGAAUACGCCUUCUUCUGUAAUUUAGGUACGAAUUUCAGAAUUUUUUUUAGGUAUUCAUUUUUACUUUAAGCUGGAAUUACUUUAUCUGUAUAUACAUAAUAACGUCUUAAAUAAAUAUGCACUGAUUCAUUAUUUUUUAGGCGACUCUCGUGGCUUAAUGGGUAGAAAAACGGAAGAAGUCUUCUCCACCAUCGACCACAAGCCUUACUUAACAGCUGAACGUGAGAGAAUCAUUCGCGCUGGCGGAACUGUGAUGAUCCAAAGAGUGAACGGCUCCUUGGCCGUCUCUCGAGCUCUGGGCGACUACGACUAUAAGAAUGUGCCAGGCCUCACACCCACCGAACAACUUGUAUCACCCGAACCCGAUGUGUAUGUUGUUAAGCGGAACCCGCUGGAAGACGAGUUCCUUAUUUUGGCGUGCGACGGUAUCUACGAUGUGCUACAGAACGAGGAGUUGUGUAUUUUGUUGAGAUCGCGGCUGACAGUCACCGACGACUUGCGUGCGGCUACAAACCAAGUAUUAGAUUACUGCUUAACUCGGGGGUCACGUGACAAUAUGACAAUGGUCGCCGUCAUCCUGCCCGCCGCUCCGAAACCCGACCCGGAAAUUGCCAAAGCAGAAGCCGAGUGGUUGGAGAAGGUCAAAGAGAAGGCCAAGGGUAAGAUAAUAAGAAAUGGAAGUUUUGGGUAACAAAGGAACGGCCAAUGUUUUAAAUUGAUUUUUUAAGUGAAGUGAUAGCUCAAGUUUAAAGUUGAUUUUCUUUUGUGUAGUCAAUACAAGUUUUUGUAUUAUUUCAAAACUUUUGUUACCUAAAAUUCUAUAUUUUGCUUAAACUUUUUUCUUUUUUACAUUCCGAUCAAGUCUUCGUUUGUUACGUAAAAUUCUUAUGAUCCACUUUUCAGAGUACGUGGACCGAUACCUGAAGGAGGUGCGUGAAGUGGAGACCAAUACAAUAAUUUCAUACCUCAAAGGAAACACGGAACUGGACAACUCGCCGGUGUUUGGCGGCCUCGACCUGGCCAAACACGUGAUCGACGAAGUUGUGGAGAGCUCGAAACGCGAACUCGGCAUCGCUUCGGACUCGGAGGAGCACUCGAUGGAUGACAGCAACAAACAGGCUAAUGUUAUUCUCACUGACUUGGAAUAA